Manacus vitellinus (golden-collared manakin) is the source of this 1148-nucleotide messenger RNA. RefSeq lists its product as uncharacterized. The record is from RefSeq and is a predicted model, not a curated record. NCBI's taxonomy places the organism in Eukaryota, Metazoa, Chordata, Aves, Passeriformes, Pipridae. The transcript has 6 exons. The coding region runs from base 135 to 959 and encodes 274 amino acids.
AGCCCCUUGUUGCUGACAGAGUUGCUUCUCGGGAAAAGAAAUGAGAAAAUCGUGGUGAAAAGAGGCUGCCGAGUGCAUCCACCCCACAGAGCCCAGGGAACGUCAGCCCCGGGCCCUGAGACUUCUCUGCAAAGAUGGGGAAAGAAAUCCAAAAGCCAAAUUCUUCAAUCCAGGAAGAAACACUGAACACUUACAGCCAUCCAGAGAAACAGUGCAAAUGGAGGUCCUACAGAACCAAGUUAGACCGGAGAACAUCCCUCAAGGUGUGUGUUCUCACUCAGAGUGUGCUCCUGGGGAUCCUCAGCUUGAGCCUGCUUGUGGCAGUGACUGUUCUCGGUGUGAGACCCCCUUUCUCUGAGCCGGAAUUCUCCCACGUGUGCCCAGACAACUGGCCUGGUUUCCAAGGAAAAUGUUAUUAUUUUUCUGAGCCUGAGGGCAACUGGACCACAGGCCGGGAAAGGUGUGAGGCCCUGGGAGCUUCACUGGCCACCAUAAGCACAAGGGCUGAACUGGUGAGGACUGGGAUGAACUGUCGGACUCCCGAGAGCCAAGUCGGGUUCUCGCAGCCGUGGUCGGACGUAGGAGUUUCGGUCGGUCUUGCUGUGCAGCACAAGAAGGCGAAAGGGCUGGACGAAAAAGAGCUCAACUUGCCGCUGCCGGACGCCUCCCUUUCGGGGAUUUCGGAUGGCGAAAGAGUUAAGUUCCGUGCUUCCAGGGCCCGGCGCCCGGGACGACUCCUGAAGAAGGAGGCCCGCCGACAAAGCCGCAAAGUCUCGUGGAAAGGGCUGCACAAAGCGUGGUUUGAGGUGAGGGGUGGAGGACCCUGUGGGUACCUGAACUAUGGGUGGAUCAGCUCGUCCCUGUGCCACACGGAGAAGAACUGGAUCUGCAGCCGCCCCAAUGACUAUGUCCUGUGGAAGGGGAAAUUAAGAGACCCCAAAACAGGAGUUUCACCCUAGAUCUCCAGCCAGAUGAGGGAGCUUCACCCCAGCACUGCAACUGGAACUGCUGGGGGAACAUCUCAGUUGUCUGGCCGGGAAAUUUUCACUGAAUAUCUCAAAAAUAUCUUGUAUCAGAAAGCACCUCACAAGGAUCAUGGAGUCCAACCCUCAGCCCUGCCCAGGCCCAUCCCCAGGAGUCACCCCCUG